This is a messenger RNA of Paramecium octaurelia, 1400 nucleotides long. NCBI's taxonomy places the organism in Eukaryota, Ciliophora, Oligohymenophorea, Peniculida, Parameciidae. The record is from the annotation of a GenBank genome assembly.
AUGGAAACUGUGGAAGUUAUAGAGCCAGGUUAUGCUAAAACUAAACAGAUUAUUAGUCACUAUGGAAAAAAAUACUAUUUGGGAUACAUUAAUUAUGGAAUCCAAGGCAUUAAAGAAGAGACUUGUGCAGUGAAAAUCUAUUAGUUAGAAAGCAUGGUAUGAAGAAUUUCUAAUGGUAGUAAGACAACAUUGAUGCUGAAAGAGAGAAAGAAGUACUGAUGAGUCUGGAUCAUGAAAAUAUUGCCAAAACAUACAAAAUUAUAUAGAAGGACAAGUAGAUUUACAUUUUUAGGGAAUAUGACGCACAGAUGACUUUGAAAACUCUUAUCGAUAGAUUAGAAGCUGCUAAAUAAGAGAUUGAUUGCAGUAAGAAGUUCAAUUAUUAUAAUAGGGCUUAUAUUAAGUUUAGGUGCCAGAAUGAUCGAUUGUCUCAAUUACAUGGAAUCAUUAUCGCUUACAAAUAGAGAUUUGAAUCCUAGCAAUAUUUUCCUUAAUUAGGAAAUGAAUUUUAAAAUUUUUGAUUUCGGAUAAUCUAAAAUCAUAGAAAAGGACGAAAUAGGACUUACUAUGGGUAUUGGUAUUAAUGAUGUAUAGAAUCUAGUAUUAUUUAUAGUAUUUUAUGAGUCCUUAAAUGUUGGGAUUAGAAGAAGAAAAUGGUGAAAAUAUAGAACUUAAUUAUUACAAAAGCGACAUUUGGAGUUUGGGCAUGAUUCUCUAUUAUUUCGGAGAAUAUUAAUAUCCUUGGAGAAGAGAAUUAAAAUAGAGUGAAAUGGAAUUUGAAUUGGAAAUUCAAAAGAUGAAAGAUCCUAAUUAUAAACUGUAAUUUAGAAGAAUUACAAGUCCAGAAUUAAAAAGUUUGAUUUCAAGAAUGUUGAUUUAUGAUUAGGACAGGAGAGCUUCUGCAAAGCAAUUACUAGAGGAACCUUUCAUUAAACCAUAUGUGAAAUAGCCAUCUCCAUAGGUAUUCUUAAAUUUACCAUAUCAUUUAGAUAACUAAAUUACAAUUUUUGUGCGAAUUGAUUUAAAGGUUGAAAGAUAUGAAAGCUGCAUACGACGUUGAUGAAGUGUAUUAAGACUUAAUUUUCAAUCUUUUAAUAAGAUAUUUUACUGAAAAUAAGAAGUUGCUCAAUAAGAGAUCUAAAUUUUAUAACAGUUACCGUUAAUUAUUGGACUAUCAGAUGUUCAAUAAAAAAUAAUUGUGGUAUAUUUUUAAAGUCAAUUCUUAAACCAAACGAUAACUUAAGAAUUAUGUUAAUGAAUAUAGAAGGUAAUCUACAUUAAAUCAUCGCUAACAAGAGGAGUUAAUGCUAUUGUUAUAGGCUAUGAAUAGUGAAAAGUAAUACCCAAAUAACCCUUAACAAUUAAUUGAAGAAGCAGAGAAAUAUUAUUUAGAAAAUUGA